CUGAAGAUGAUUUGAUGCAUAAACUGUCUGCAGUCUCUAACCAUCUGAUCACAGUGUCGGGAUCUAAGGACGUUCAGACCAAGAUGAAAAACUUCCUGGUUUCUCACUUAACUCAGAUUGCCACCUACGCUACGAUCAUUGUGAUUUUCACGCACAAUGUUUUGUUUGACAGAGAUGUGGCCUGCACCUGCCAGGAUCAGAAAUUUCACUGCAAUUUAUACAUCAGUGUGCCGAUUUUUAUAAUAAUCCUUUUGUUACUUUGGAAGGACAAGGUCUUCAAUGGUACCUGCAGGGCGUACUGCUGUAUGACGACAAGGAGCGACAGUCAAGAAAGAUUUUGCCAUCUUAUUCUUAUUCAGAUAGGGAAGGCUUCUGUGAUCGGUCUGCUGUGGGUCGUCUCUGUAUUGUUUGAUGGAGAUUGGUACGCCUGCUGUCAUAACGGCCUGCAGGGAGAAGAGGCUCAGAUUCCUUGCAAGACAAACAGAACCCUUGCGGAGCAAGCCAAAGUUGAUAACCUGAAAAAUUGGUCAAAGGGUAUUGGCCUGGGCGCACUGCUGGUCCUCCUCUUCCUGGUUGUCUGCUUCUCUUUACUAAAGUGGUGCAAGUGCUGCAAGAAACGGUCAAGAUGCUCUAAGUAUUGUAAGAAUUGCUCAAAUUGCUCUGACAAGCGCAACAAAUGCUCAAGUUGCCGUGAGUUAAACAAGGAACACUUCAGUUGCUCUGACGUCUGCAAAGAAUGCUCUAAACACUGCCAGAAAUGCGCAGAUUGCUCCAAGUUUCGCAAGGAACCGUCAAAUUGCUCUGACUGUUGGAAGAAAUGCUCAAGUUGCUCUAGCCAGCGCAAGAAAUGCUCAAAUUGCUUUAACUGCUGCAAUGAAUGCUUAAGUUGCUCUGACUUCUGCGAGAAAUGCUCUAAAUUCUGCGAGAAAUGCUUAAAUUGCUCUGAGUUUCGCAAGAAAUGCUCAAGUUGUGUUGACUGUUGGAAGAAAUUCUCAAGCUGCUUUAACUGCUGCAAGGACUGCGUUUACAUUGAUGGAGAUGGACCCUAUGAGUUGAUCAUCAUACAAGAAGAAGAAAAUGUUGUGAAUCAGAUUUUGAAAGAAAGAGCCAAAGAAGCUCUGAAACAAAAGGUUCAAGAAAUAAUGAAUAAGAACAAGAGGUACAAAUAUAUUAACUACAGUGAUGCUGCCCAACAAAUUAUCGAUCAACUGUGGCUACAAGAAGAAAAGGGUCCUAGUGGAGACCAGAGCAAUGAUCCAUCAGCCGACCCGGUGAGCCAACACACAGACACCUCCAUGCAUGAAGUCCCUGUUUACUUGAACUAGACACCAGCAGGUUUCCUGAUGUGGAGGCAGAAACUGGAGUACCCAGAAAACCCCACAUGAGCAGAGCUCUGGGAUUUGAACCAUCAACCUUGUUGCUAUAGCAACAGCUGUAACAACAACGUCACCAUGAAGCCCAUCAACCAGUCCAGUUAAUCAGGACGGGUCAAUUUAUCCGACCGUCCUUACAGGUUAUUAUCUGAACUACUAAAUGUUGAUCUUCUCCUUAAAUUUGUAAAAUGUGAUGUUGAAUUAAAACAACUCUAGAAAUAUAGAUCUAGAUUGAUUCCUACAAAGCAGCAUAGAUCCAAAACCAACUUUUUGUUUUCUAUAUUUUGCAACAAUUGUGAGAGUGAAAGAGUGAAAUCCUGAAAAUCUGUUAAAGUGGGAUUUAGAGGACAUGUCCUAGUCAAAGACCACACCAAGGCUCCUCACAGUAACUCUAGCUGUAAAGUGAUAGUUAUGGAAACUUCUGGAUCCAUAAACAGAUUCAUGUUCCUGAUUUAAGGUCAACAGAAACAGCUGAUUGUUUUUAACUCUGAGAACCAGAAUAAUAUCAUUUAUCAUCUAUUUAUAUCUGACUGAGGAAAAACUCAGCAUCUGUUUGGUUUUCCGGUUUCUAUGAAGUUUCUUCUAAAAGAUUUAAUACGUUUCAGGUGGAGCAACUUUCAGAGGGUCAGAGGAUGAACAGCAGCUCAUAAACCCUCAGCAACAUGUUAAACUUUGGUUUUUGUUUUCCUGACACCAGAAAUCUAUUUACAUUUGGGAAACUUGGGUUCUGUGGUGUCAGGGGUUAAACACAGCCCACAUAUGGAGGUUUAGUCCUCCGCCGCAGGUUCGAUUCCCGGCCUGGUGACCUUUACUGCAGGCCUUCCCUUCUGUCAAUUAUCUAUCAAAUAAAGGCCACAACAGCCAAUGAAAUAAAAAUUAUAAGAAAAUAUCAGCAAAACAAAUAUUCUUUUAGAGUCAAAAAUAUAAAUUUCCAGGGUCUGACUGGAUGUCAUAUGAAAACAGAUUUUUAAAACAUGAAUAAUAUUUUACAUUUAGGUGAUGGUUUAUAUGUUUUAUUUCAUAUUAGUAUGUUAUAUAUUCUUUAAUUUUGCAGCAUAUAAGGGCAGAUAAAGUUAAAACCAGAUAAAAGACAUUAUAAAGACAUUAAAUCAAAUUAAACUUUCUGUUUUAGAUAAAUUAGGAUUAUUAAAAUGAUUUAUGUUUGUUAAAUAAUUGAAUAAUGAAAGAAAUUAUUGUUCAUCUGUCUUUUACAGCAGAUGUUGAGAUGCAGAAACAAGGUUUUGGUUUCUGACGUCAAUCUGUCCUGUGAGCUGAUUGGACUAAAAAUCGAUGGUUAGUCUGUCUAUGUUAUUCUGUCUGUUUUAGCAUUAGCAUUACUGUUAGCAUUAGCUUUAGCAUUAGUUUUAAGGACGGGGUUAUGACCCUUUAGUGGAUCUACUAUUUUCUUAAGUUUUGUUUGGGUUUUUCAGGCCACGUGUCCUAGUUAAAACCUGAAUACCAACUCUGUUGGCAUCGUUCAUUCGUGUGAUCCUGAAGGCUGCUCGGUCAGCUGAAGGGUGUUGAUGUUAACUGUCUGGAUCAUGUCAGGGUGACCUUUGACCUCCAGGUUACUGAAGAGUUUAUAAAUGAUUCUGCAGCAACUGGAGCUUU
Molecule: messenger RNA, 2984 nt
Organism: Poecilia latipinna (sailfin molly)
Lineage: Eukaryota; Metazoa; Chordata; Actinopteri; Cyprinodontiformes; Poeciliidae
Exons: 3
Coding region: 15-1325 (436 amino acids)
Source: RefSeq, a predicted model, not a curated record